UUGAGUUGAAAGAACGUACCUCUGCCUCUGUGCGUGCCUUUUGUUCACUUAUCUUAUUGUUGGCAACAUUUUUUAUUCUUAUAUUCAACGUAAUCAAAAAUUUGGUUCCACAUUAAUUCAACAAAAAUUGUUUUAUAAUUUGUGAAGAAAAAAAAAAAAACAAAAACAGCCACGAUUUUAUGUUUGUUUUGUCGUUCAUUCAAAAUUGGAUCAAACAAAAGUGGCGAGUAAAGCAUAAAGAAAUUAAUAAUUUUCGUUCGGUGUGAUUGUAAUAGAGUUUUGUAGGCAAUUUUAUUUAAAGUGCAGAUUCUAAAAAAAAGACCUUUGGAUUGUUUGAACUCAAAUAUUUAUGCUGAACGUGUUUUUAACACAUUUUAUUUUGAUUUAAUUGAUCGUGUUUUAUCGACUGUGUGUAUGUGUAUUCAUCGGUUUUAACAGAAUACAUACAAUGACUGAGCAUGAACAUUUAUGACGUGUAUAAAAAACAGUAGACUCUGUUUUGAACUUGCAUCGACAAUCGAUAUCUGCAUUUUAUUCCACGUAUAACGAAAGACUUUUGAAAAUGUCGUUGACUUUAGUUUGUUUUUAUAUUAUAAUCGGGUUAUGCUUCUUGCUGUUUGUUAACUACAAAUUUUUAAAGCGGUUUAUUACUUCAUCGAGUCAAAAGUAUGCACACGACGCGAACCGCAACGAUACAAAAAUUGCAAACAACAACACAACAUAUAACAAUAACAAUGGCAAUGAAAAUUAUAGUUCACACAUUGCUUCGAAUAUAUGGUCAAUACCAGGGCCUAUAAAAAUACCAUUUUUUGGCACAAAAUGGAUUUAUUUGUGGAAGUAUAAGAUGUCCAAAAUCCAUGAAGUUUAUUGGGACUUUAAUCGGCAAUAUGGACCGAUUGUGUUAGAAGUAACCCCAAGUGGCAUCCCAAUUGUAAACUUGUAUAAUCGCCAAGAUAUUGAAAAAGUUCUACGCUUUCCAUCGAAAUAUCCAUUUCGACCCCCAACCGAGAUUGUUGCCUUUUAUCGAAAAAUGCGUCCUGAUCGAUAUGCAAGCACAGGAAUUACAAACGAGCAAGGAGAAGUAUGGCACAACUUGCGCACAAAACUCACUUCACAGAUAACUAGUCCGCGGGUCCUAAAGGCAUUCCUUCCAUCUUUAAAUUGCAUUUGUGACGAUUUCAUAGAUUUGUUGCGAGUGAAACGUAAUCCGGAUACAAAUGUGAUCGAGAAUUUUCAAAAUAUUGUCAAUUUAUUUGGGCUGGAAGCAGUUUGUACAUUGAUGUUAGGUAAAAGAAUGGGCUUCCUAUCAAAAUGUCCACCACAAAAUGUAGCCAAAUUGGCUGCUGCUGUUAAAACACUAUUCAUCACUCAACGAGACUCAUCUUAUGGAUUUAAUAUGUGGAAAUAUGUUUCAACUAAAACAUAUCGUGAUUUUGUUGAAACUGAAGACACCAUUUACAACAUAAUAUCAGAAAUUGUUGAUGAAGCCUUAAACGAAAAUCAAAUGGAUUUUAUUGAUGAAGACAGUGUGAACAGUGUAUUUUUCAGUAUUUUAUGCGAAAAAGAUUUAGACAUUAGAGAUAAAAAAUCAGCGAUUAUUGAUUUUAUUGCUGCCGGAAUCGAGACUCUUGCAAACACUCUAAUCUUUAUAUUGCAUUAUAUAACCAGCCAGAAAGGAACUUUGGAAAAAAUCAAAGAUGAAUUCGAUCACUGUUCAAACGAUAUUGAAUUCAAUGAUUUGUCACAGGCGGUGUUUACAAAAGCAUGCUUACAAGAGACGUACAGAAUAUGCCCAACCGCAUUUUGUUUAGCUCGUAUAUUACAAGAAGAUACAUGUCUAUCUGGAUAUGAUAUCAAAGCUGGGACCGUCAUCUUAUGCCAAAAUAUGAUCUCGUGUCAUGAUCCACAAAACUUCAGCGCUCCCGAAGAAUUUAGGCCCAAUCGCUGGUUGGUUGACGAUUCAAAAGUAAACGCUAGAUGUAGUGAACCAGGAGCCAAUCUUGUUGUACCUUUUGGUGUUGGAAAGCGUCAAUGCCCUGGCCGACGUUUCGUUGAAAUGGAGUUGAUAAUGAUCGUUGCAAAGAUGGCGCGUGCAUUCAAUAUUACUUUUUGUGAUUCACUCGAAAUGGAAUUUGAAUUCUUACUGACACCAAAAACUCCUAUCAAUUUAAUCAUAAACGAAAGACUGUUGUAGCAUUUAUUUGUUAUAUAAAUUAUAGAAUAUUUACUUACAUGAUAAGUGCGAAUGCUAAUUUAAACAAAUCAAUGUAUUUUUUUAUAUCAAAUAUGAUUUUAUUUUUAAAAAAAUAUUUUAAUAUUUAGUGCAAUGUUCAAAAUACGUUCAGAAUACGUUUUAUUACAGAAAAUGUAUCAGUUUAUAGUGACCAUACAUUUUAUUAUGCGUCCUUCAUGCAGAAUUAUAUUGAUAAAACUCUUUUAAUGUGAAUUUUAAUGUUUUUCUAUGGUACAUUUCAUUAUUUUUUAUUUCAUCUUACACCUUCUUCAUUCAGAACCAA
Molecule: messenger RNA, 2516 nt
Organism: Contarinia nasturtii (swede midge)
Lineage: Eukaryota; Metazoa; Arthropoda; Insecta; Diptera; Cecidomyiidae
Gene: shd
Product: ecdysone 20-monooxygenase
Exons: 6
Coding region: 563-2194 (543 amino acids)
Molecular function (GO): monooxygenase activity; oxidoreductase activity, acting on paired donors, with incorporation or reduction of molecular oxygen; iron ion binding
Source: RefSeq, a predicted model, not a curated record